Molecule: messenger RNA, 2215 nt
Organism: Durusdinium trenchii
Lineage: Eukaryota; Dinophyceae; Suessiales; Symbiodiniaceae
Source: the annotation of a GenBank genome assembly
AAGGCUCGGGGACUCGGUGAAGGCCGAGCACGGCCGGGUGAAGGCCGCGCCAUGGGGUCCAUCCUGUUCGAGCAGAUUUCGUCUUUGUGAUUUACAUCCUCUUCUUUCGACGAAAAGGGCCGACAAAAAUUCGCCGUGAAGCUCCAAACUGGCCACAGAGGGAUUUUGUUUUUCGUCAGUCUUGAACAUGUUUGGAGAGAUACCCUAGCAUUCCAACCAGCAUUGAUUUCUACAACAAUAGUCUCUACCGAACUCAGGAUUACAAGGAAAGAUCAGAUCAACCACUUUUUCUUUCAUGCGAAACCUGAAGACUGCUGCGAAGGAAUGGACAUGCCGAGUUCGUUUCCUGUGUCGUCACCGAGAUUGGAGAAAUCGUGGACUGGACUUGGGCACUCAGAACUUUCCAUCAAAUUGACAGAGCCGACUCCCUGAAAUCACGUGUUGUGACCAUUUUCCAUUCCCCGCGGCCGCGGCGUCGAAUCCUUCAACGCACAUCCGACAUGUCGCGGGGGGCCCGAGGCCCUGCCAUCCUCCACUUCCUCGUUCGACCGUGUAGUUCUGCGGAAUUCGGACCGAGUUCCUCACAUCGCUCUAUCCCUGUGCCGGUGAUGCUUUGGGGUUGAGAUUCUUCGGGUUUCUUCGACGGUUCCGUCGAACGCAGCGCGAGCUCGAACUGCGUUCGACGGUGAUCCCACAAAAAGCAUUUCAGAGUUGUUCGACGGUGUCUCUCUGUCCCUGUCCCGAGGGUGUCCUCGUACAAGGAUAGAUAAGGGGGGUCCCCAACAAAAUCACCGACAGGUCUUGGUGCUUGAAGCUCUGCUCACGGUCAGAAGAUGACGGGACCUCGCUGGCCGUUUUGGGCCAUCCGCUGCCGUUUUGGGCAAUUUUUCAAGAUGACGCGCGUGUUUGGCCGGUCUUUUGUGAGGUAUCUUUCGUGUGUGAGUGUUCUUGUUGGCAUGUGGUGCUACCUAGCAGUGUUCAACAUCAAGCCAGCUCGCUGCAAAGGCAACCCACGCAAAAUGACACACAUUGAAAUAACCAUUCGUGGCUUUGGUUGUCUCUUCUUGGUUUGCACCUGGUGCCACAUCCAUCAGCGUUGGUUCUUGUGUCAGCGACACCUCCAUUUCAUCCAUCCGAUGAAGUCCUCGUUUCCAACGUUGGAGAAGAAGGUACCCGAGAGCAAGAAGUGCCCGAGACCGGAGCAUCGCUCGCUGGGUCGAGAUCGAGCUCUCCAAAGAGUCAGUCCGAGUCCAUCCUGGUGGUCCAUGUCAUGCAGAGCGUAUGCACACAUUGGCUCCUCCAUCGACACUGGAGCCUCCGCGAAGAAGGAGAAGCUGCAUUCGGCCAACGUCACGGCCAAGCGGAAGGAUGAGAUCUUCAAGCGGAUCCGCCCGAGCACCUUGGUGCGACUGCUCCAGGAGCGCGAGGUGUCCGAGUCCGUCUAUGCCAUGGGCCCCGGCACGGUGGAGCGCGGCGACGGCUGCAGCUCGGUGAUCGCUUCCAAGGGCCCGCUCCCGGUGCCGCCCAGCGUGGCCUCGGUGACCUCCGUCGCGGGGUCGGUGGUGAGCAUCGUGGAAACCGACGCCACGGUCUCCGAGGAGCGAGACCUGGUGCUCUUGGAUCUGCGAGAGCCUGACGAGUUUGAGCAGUGCCACUUGCCGCUGGCCGUGUCCUACCCAGCCCCAAAGAUCAAUCGAGACCAGUUUAUCCCUGAGCUGCUGCGCUGCAAGAGGGAGCCCUCGAAGCUGCUGGUGGUCUACGGGUCCAACGAGGCGGUGACCAUCGGCGUGGCACGGCUCUUGGUGGAAAAGGGCUGGGAGAAUGUGCACGCGCUGACCGGCGGUUUUGAGGAGAUGCUUCAAAGCUACCCGGAGGUCAUUGAGGGCACCAUGCCCGCCGGACCUCGUCCGGGCAGUGGACGCUCGGGACACGGCGUGCUCAGACGCUGAGGACCCCCCUUCGGGCGGCCGAAGCGCCGCGUGUCUCGCCGUUUCACCGGAAUUGGGUGCGACGACGCCAGCUCCAUCGGCGGCUGGCGAUGCCAAGAGCGUGCGUGGCGCAGGUGUAACCGGAAUGUGAGGUUCAGGUGUUGUUCAGGUGGGCUCUCUCUAUGUACGGCGCCGGCCGUACUGGGAAAGGCCGUGUGGAACCUAGAAAGGUUGCAGCCCUUGGGCGCCUUGCUUCUUGCCUAGCCGCCCGGGGCUGGCCAUGCAGG